This is a messenger RNA of Trichechus manatus latirostris (Florida manatee), 6008 nucleotides long. It is a transcript of the gene AVL9, whose product is annotated as AVL9 cell migration associated. The transcript is spliced from 16 exons. Gene Ontology annotation, cellular component: cytoplasm. NCBI's taxonomy places the organism in Eukaryota, Metazoa, Chordata, Mammalia, Sirenia, Trichechidae. The coding region runs from base 201 to 2150 and encodes 649 amino acids. The record is from RefSeq and is a predicted model, not a curated record.
AACGGUCGCGGCCCCGGGCAGCGGCGCGGUGUUGCGCGAGCUCGUCUGCUGCCUCCGGGCUUCCUGCGCGGCCCUCAUGAAGCGCGCUCGCUGACAUCGCGAGUGCGCCGGCUCUCCGUCCUCCUGGGGACCGCGGGGCUGUCCGGCCCGCCGCCCCUGGCGGGUGAAGUCCCCGCUGUGCAGGCCUGCGGCAGCCGCCCAUGGAGAAGGCCGGGAGGGACGGCGAUGGCGCCCCCCGGGGGCCCGUACUGCACAUCGUGGUGGUCGGCUUUCACCACAAGAAGGGCUGCCAGGUUGAAUUCUCUUAUCCGCCCCUGAUUCCAGGAGAUGGACAUGACAGCCACACUUUACCUGAAGAAUGGAAGUAUUUGCCAUUCCUUGCCUUACCAGAUGGUGCACACAACUACCAAGAAGAUACUGUGUAUUUUCACUUGCCGCCCAGAAAUGGAAAUGGAGCCACAGUGUAUGGUAUCUCUUGUUACCGACAAAUUGAAGCCAAGGCAUUGAAAGUAAGACAAGCAGAUGUCACCAGAGAAACUGUUCAGAAAAGUGUCUGUGUUCUAAGCAAGCUGCCUCUCUAUGGAUUACUUCAAGCAAAACUUCAGCUCAUUACACAUGCGUAUUUUGAAGAAAAGGAUUUUUCCCAAAUUUCCAUUCUAAAGGAGCUUUACGAACAUAUGAAUAGCUCAUUGGGAGGAACUUCAUUAGAAGGAUCCCAAGUGUACCUUGGUCUAUCUCCUCGAGAUCUUGUCCUUCAUUUUCGACAUAAGGUCUUAAUCCUAUUUAAACUGAUUCUUCUUGAGAAAAAGGUUCUCUUUUAUAUUUCUCCAGUGAAUAAAUUGGUGGGUGCACUGAUGACUGUGUUAUCCCUUUUUCCAGGCAUGAUUGAACAUGGUCUCAGCGACUGUUCUCAGUAUAGACCCCGAAAAAGUAUGUCAGAAGAUGCUGGGCUUCAGGAAACAAAUCCUCCUGCAGAUGAUUUUGUUUCUGUGUCUGUACCUGACAUCUCAAUUAGCAUCUCGGGAACUGUUAAGAAAACCAUGACAGGAAAUCGUGGAGGUGAUGCUGUCAUACAGACCAGAGAACCUUUGUUCCAAGUAGAAAGUGACAGCAGCAAAGGACCGGAACCCAAUAAUACCAAUCAGUUUUUGAAGCCUCCUUCCCGACCAUCUCCAGAGUCUUCAGAAAGUGACUGGGAGACCUUGGAUCCUAGCAUAUUAGAGGACCCCAGCUUGAAAGAAAGGGAACAGGUUGGGUCAGAACAAACAAACUUAUUCCCAAAGGACUCUGUGCCCUCAGACAGUCCUCCAAUUACUGUACAACCUCAAGCUAAUACGGGGCAAGUGGUCCUGAUACCAGGGCUAAUAUCGGGUUUGGAAGAGGACCAAUAUGGCAUGCCCCUGGCCAUCUUCACAAAGGGAUAUCUCUGUUUGCCUUAUAUGGCAUUGCAGCAGCAUCAUCUUCUCUCUGAUGUCACCGUUCGGGGGUUUGUUGCUGGAGCUACUAACAUCCUUUUUCGACAACAGAAACAUCUCAGUGAUGCCAUUGUGGAAGUAGAAGAAGCUCUGAUCCAGAUCCAUGAUCCAGAACUCAGGAAGCUGCUUAACCCAACCACGGCAGACCUAAGGUUCGCAGAUUACCUAGUGAGGCACGUGACUGAGAACCGGGAUGACGUCUUUUUGGAUGGCACGGGCUGGGAGGGAGGUGACGAGUGGAUCCGGGCCCAGUUUGCAGUCUACAUCCAUGCGCUGCUGGCUGCUACACUACAGUUAGAUAAUGAAAAGAUAUUGUCGGACUAUGGGACAACCUUUGUUACAGCAUGGAAGAAUACACACAACUACAGGGUAUGGAACAGCAACAAGCAUCCGGCACUUGCAGAAAUAAACCCUAACCAUCCAUUUCAAGGCCAGUACUCAGUGUCAGACAUGAAGUUAAGAUUCUCACAUUCUGUUCAGAACAGUGAACGUGGCAAAAAAAUUGGAAACGUCAUGGUCAUAACCAGCCGGAAUGUUGUGCAAACAGGAAAAGCUGUUGGCCAGUCGGUUGGAGGAGCUUUUUCCAGUGCAAAGACAGCCAUGUCUUCAUGGCUGUCCACUUUCACCACCUCCACCCCUCAAAGUCUCACCGAGCUGCCCGAUGGGAAGCCCUGAGCAAGGUGUCCAGAGGCUGCUGUUGCUUUCUUGGGUUGAAGUGUUCCCUGUCCGUCUGCUGCUCCCACACUAUUCCUUGUCACCGGCCAUAGGUCCACGGCAGGGGACCCAGAUGCCGACCUGUUUACACGAACAGUUGCCCUCUUGUCAAGUGAAUGUCACCGGAUGCUGAAAGAUGAAAUCACAACCAUUGCAGGGACGGUUUCCAGGUUGGGGUUUAAUUUGACUACUUUUAUUUCAGUCUGAGCCUGAUUAAAACACACAAGGAAAUGAACCUUGUAAUGAAUUUUGAGUUCUGAUAUCAUACAUUUGUUUACUUUAGAAAAGUUUGUACUUAUGUAAAUUGUGUUUUGUUUUGCUGUUUAAGUACCCACAUGGUCACUGUAAUUUAUAUUUGCUAAAAUUAAGUUAUAUUACUAUUUUAAUUUUUCUAAGAUUAGCCCUAAAAUGUGCUUAUAAGGUUAAGGGGCCACAGAGCCCAACCCUUUUUGCUGAGUUAUCUAAGAUUUUGUUUGUUUAUUUGCUACUCACAAAACACAUUUGUCGAUUCCCUUCCUCCCAGAAACGUAAAAGUCAGAGUGUGGUAGCUCUGAGGUUUUUAACUUGUUCUUUGCAAGUUCUUAAAAACUUACUAGGAGGCAUCAAGGAAUGUCACUAUGCUUUCUUUCUUGUCCUAAGUGUGCAAGUAGGUGUGCAGAGAAAUAGCAUACUGAUGGUUAUAAUGGUGUUCACACAGUUUAACAUGAAUGUGUGUAUAGGGCAAUAUUUUAAAAGCCCUGUAUGUUAGUUUUGUCAAUUCUAGUCAUGUCGCAAUGUUUUACAAGCGUUUUUUAAUCCAAAGUUUGUGCCUUCUAAUUUCUUCUUUUGAAUAGUUUUCUUUUGGGCGUUUACAGACAGGUUUUCUCUUAGUCUUAUUCUUCAUAAAGCUUCUCAAGGCGCUUGGCCUUCCUGCUUCCCUAACUGAAAAUCCUCUAUAAUCAGUCCCCAUCCCCCUCUCAAAGUAUUUAUAAAAGAAAAGCAAGAUGACCCAUAAAUAUUAAAUAGAAAUCCCAUCUUAGCACAAAUUUAGAAAAGCAAGAGGAAACAGAAGAAAACUAUAGCCUCACAUCAGCUGUCUGUGUCACAAAGGACAUCUGGCUUCCUGCUAGACACAAGCCCGUGUGCGCUAUCUACUGAUGGUUUUACACAGCUGGACCUCGUGUGCUGCCAUGCUGAGCUCUCAUUCACUUUUCCAGGGGACUUUGGAUGGAUGUUCUCAGGGAGUACUUACGGGGGACAGACUGCCUUUUCAGUAACAAAGGAUACUUGGAGAAUACAUUGUGAGUAAAAUCUACAUAUGCUAUAAAGAGUAUUGUGAAAAUGAGGGGUCUAAUUAAGAAGGACACUGAUUAUAUGUAUUCCCUAUGAAAUGUUUCUGUUAAGAAGCAAAUCCUCCUGGGGAGUGUCAAAUGGACAUAGGGACAUAAUACUAAAUAUCCCUACAAUUUCCAAUUUGUGUUUUAACACAACUGCAGCAAAUCUAAGAGCAUACUUCCAUUUGUGCAUAAUAACUCAAGAAUGCAGUGAUGAUAAAUUAAUGGACUUAAUGUGAGAACUCCAUUAACUCCACUUCUGCUAGGAAACUUAACCUUCUCAGGAAAUAUUUGAAGAGGAGAAAGUAAUACCAAACAGAACUUUAAAAGGUACUUUAAUCAGUGUUGCACUGAAACUGUAAGAAUUCAUGCUAACAUCUUGUUUCAUGAGGCCACGUUGUUAGUUGUGUGUGAUCGUGUACUAGUGUGCAGUUGGCUACCUUUUGACCCUCAAGUUCAGAGUGCGAGGGGCACUGUGAGGGGUCACCAGCAAGCUGCUGGUUUGUCACGUUGUUUGUACUGUUUCACGAUUGAGUAAACUCCAUUCUCACUCUUUGAAAGCAGUCCAACCCGUACUUUGGAAUCCCGCUGAAAUAAAAAUAAUUACAUGAAAUUUAGCUAUGCUUUAGUACCACUUGUUCCCUAUUUGAAUAUACACUUUAAUUGAACAUUCUAUUAAUAUUUCUAGUCAAGAGUUCACCUUUUAAAGUGAUCCUUUAACUGAUUUCUAACAUGAAAUGAAUAUUUUGGAAGAUAGAACUUUCAUCAUAGAAAUGGCAAAAAGACCACACCUCUGUUUCCUUCAGGUUCUGGGAGGUGUUGGAAGUUUUCAGGAAUUACAGACAAUUACAUUGUUGGCAAGGGCCCUAGGACAGCCAGCACAGUUGAAGGCAGGAAGCCUGACCCCUUGUCCUUGAAUGUGCACAGUUCAGGCAUGGGUUCCAGGCUCUGGCUUAGUGGCCAGCCCAGAAGCAGUAGCUUCCCUCCAAACACUGGCUUUUUGAGCCAUCAGCACGACCCCUGGACCAUCUUCUGACUGUAUCACUGGGAGAGGUAUGUGUUUUGGUGGCCACACUUACUCCAGUGCUUCCCAAGGCUUUUGUAUUUAAGAACUGAGUAUUUAUAAACAGGAUAGGCCUAAGGGACCCAGGGUCAGCUAGACUUCCUUGUGGCAUGCCAGGCACACAGACUGCGUCUAUAGUGUGAUUGCUGUCCAGGUGACUUAAAAAUGGUGUUUGGAAAAAGUACCUGGUUUACUUUGAUUUCUACUAGGCACUAUAGUGACAGUGACAUAGGUAAGGAGGAGAGAAUCAACACUACUCGGUGCCAUGGGCUAAGUGAAUUGAAAAACGUUGAAUGUCUGAUUAAGGCAUAUUUUGCUCAUGUAACCAGUAUGAGCAGUCCCCCCUAAAAGUCCAUUAGUGACACACUAGGCCCAAAGGUUUGAAACUAUUCUCAUCUAGUUUUUGCUUAAAGAAACACAGCAGCAAUAUACUUUGUCAGCAAGCCAGAGUAUAUGACAUAACUUCAACCUUAUCUUGCUUUCCAAGUUCUGUAUUAAGCAUUUAAAUUUUUUUAGAAAGCCAAGGAGAAAGCAAAUAAGGAAGGGAGAGGAAAAAUGAAAAGACAUUGCAAGGCUGAGGAAUAAAGCACUUAAAAUCUGAAUGAAAAUAUUUUGAGAGCAGUAUUUAAUGUGCUAAAGGUUAUAAAAAUUAGAAAUUAAAGUUUUAACUUGACAGUUUCAAGUUUUAAAAUGAAGCUACAACAUUUUUUCCUUGGCAGGCAGGUUUUACUUUUACUUGCUAUUUUGUGGAGAAAAGUUUUGUGAAAGUUAUUGCCUAUGUUACGUUUCCUUCUGGUGCUGGUGACAAGUUUGGGAGCACUCAGCUCUGCAAGGGGCUGAUGUACUGAUGGAUCCCUGGCCGCUUGAACCUUAACCGUUUUAGCCUGUUGUCUGUCAGGGAGUUGGUUGGGACUCUUGGAGUGCAUCACUAUGGAUUCCCUGGUCCCUUGGUCACAGAUGGCACUGAUAUCCAUGGCUUUUCCACCCAGGUCCUUGGUAGCCUUUAAACACGGUAGAGAAUACAGCCUGCAUUUCUAGAAGAUAAUCGUCAUUCCAUGUAGCAUAAUGUGCUGCUAGGAGUUUUCUCAUUCCAAGUCUUUGGACUUCAUAACAUUGGAAUCGUUUUUUCAUAAUUUCCAACAUUCCAUAAAUAUUUGUCAAGGACAGAGAAAAGGAAUGAGGAUCCUUAUUCUUUUCAUAUAAAUAACUUUGUACACAUGACUUCCUGCUUACAUUAUGAAGAAACUAGCUCCCUUGUAUGGUAACUCCAAAAUUAAAAGAUUAUGCACGUAUAAGGGUUAGAUAUAUUUUGUAAAAACUCUGAUGCAUUUGUAUUUCUGUGCUGUUCUGAAGUUUACCUUUUUACUUACAUUAAUUAAAGAUAUAGAAACUAUAUAUUUAAAUCAUGUAAAUGGGACACAGUUUAGGGUUUUUGUUUUUUUU